AUGUCCAGAGUCGAAGUCCCCGCGCCGGCGAGCGGCUAUAGCGUUGAAAGCUUCGAUGCGAGCUCUACCACGCAGUCGGAGGUUGUGGAAUCUUUGAUCAGGAAUGGAGGUUGUUUUCUCCGAGGAAUGAUAGACCAGCAGAGUAUUGAUGCAAUGCUCAAUGACGUUCAACCUUACAUCGACGCAGAUGUACCAUGGGAAGGCGACUUCUUCCCAAAAGAGACUCGCCGAGUAAACGGGCUACCAGCAAAGUCACCCCUAUAUACAGAAAUGGUCCUUGGUCAUCCUCUGUUCACCGCAGUCAGUAAUGACCUUCUCACCACAAGAACGAGCACAUGGAUUGGUGAUAAGCAAGAACACUAUGUCUCACCGCCUUACUUGAACUCAACGUCUGUACUGGCGAUCGGACCGGGAGCUCGAGCGCAACAACUCCACCGUGACGAUAGCCUACACCACACCAAACUCCCCAAGAUCACCUCUGAUCAGUACACCAAGGAUCGCGAUACGGCACUCGGAAUAUUCCUCGCUGCGUCCAAAGCAACAGUGGCUAACGGAGCGACGAGAUUUAUCCCGGGCUCGCAUUUGGACGCCUCAGAUUAUGGACCUGGUGAUGAAAGUAAGGUUGUCUACGCCGAGAUGGAGCCCGGCGACGCGUUCCUGAUGCUCGCGAGUUGUUUUCAUGGAGGCUCUGCAAAUACAACGACAGACCAACCACGAAAGCUAUUCGGAUCCUUUAUGUGCCGUGGCUAUCUCCGUCAGGAGGAGAAUCAAUUCCUCGCCAAUCCGAUAGAGGAGGUCAAGAAAAUGCCGGAGAGCAUCCAGAGAAUGAUUGGAUAUUCUGUCUCGAGUCCGUACUGCGGGUGGGUGGACUUGAAAGAUCCAAUAUGCUUUGUAAGGGAUGUAAAAAGUGGAUACAAGGAUCUUUGAUAGUGCAUACCGCAAGGAAGUUAUCAUGGUGGGAAUCGUACCAUGGUGGGGUGACUACUGUUUUCUGUGGUUUCCACGUUUUCACAUCAUUCUCAAUCAUGUACAGUCUGGCAGAUUCAUGCGCAGCAAGCGCUCCCAAAAAACACGGCCUAAAUUCCCGAGAAGGACCGAGUAUGUCUAAAGCUGCCACUCCUCUCUUUUUGUAAGGAAUAGGCAUACUUUUCCCUCUCCAC
Molecule: messenger RNA, 1160 nt
Organism: Exophiala oligosperma
Lineage: Eukaryota; Fungi; Ascomycota; Eurotiomycetes; Chaetothyriales; Herpotrichiellaceae
Exons: 4
Coding region: 1-927 (308 amino acids)
Source: RefSeq, a predicted model, not a curated record